Molecule: messenger RNA, 417 nt
Organism: Colletotrichum truncatum
Lineage: Eukaryota; Fungi; Ascomycota; Sordariomycetes; Glomerellales; Glomerellaceae
Product: exo-1,3-beta-D-glucanase
Source: RefSeq, a predicted model, not a curated record
AUGAUAUCUGAGGCUGUGGAGAACAUGCGGAGCGUGGUGGAAGUGGCCGAAAAAGUGCUCGAGGCGGAAAGGAAGAGCAUUAUUGCCAACUUCCUCACCGCCAUCUUCAUGUUGAUCCCCGUUGCCGGCGAGGCGGUCGGAGCGCUUGGCGCCACGACGAUGCGCGCCAUCAUCGGCAUCGCUGGCGAAGUUGGAAACGUCGGAAUGACCAUCUAUGAACUGAUUAAUGAGCCGAAGGGUGCCGUGAUGACCAUUCUCGGCUUCGUCAUGGGCGGCGGGGUCUCGCGCCAACCCUUCAGAGAAGCCGCGGCGGCCCGGCGUGGUAUGAGCAGCACCGAUACUGGCAAGCUCACGCCCAGGAUCAAGAACGAUAUUGGCACCAUGGCCCAUGUGCGAAGCCAAUGCCUCAAGAGGUAG